Molecule: messenger RNA, 891 nt
Organism: Symbiodinium necroappetens
Lineage: Eukaryota; Dinophyceae; Suessiales; Symbiodiniaceae
Source: the annotation of a GenBank genome assembly
AUGUGCAUCCGGCACCCAGGUUGGACCAAUGUAAUAUUGGUGGUUUCUUACGGCAUGUUUGGCAUCGUGUAUUUGACGGCCAAGCAGGGUUGGCACGCUGAAACAGCCUUGUAUGUGGUGGUGCAGAUUAUUACCACCAUCGGAUUUGGUGACAUCACGGUGACAAAAGAGGAAGAGGUCUUCAUGAUCGUUUUCGUGCUCCUGGGCACAGUGCUAGUUGCCAAGAUCGUAAACGAUGUGUCCGAAAUUUUUUUGGAACGAGCGAGUGAGCAGGUGGAUGACACGCUACAUCGAAUGGAAGACAUGCUUUUCACCCAUGGUCACAGACACCACAUUUGUCCAGCAAAGCUUCAUAAUUUGAUUUCGGCCGUAUUGAUCCUUGGCGCCUUUCUUCUUGUUUGGACGCUGUUCUUCGGCCUUUACGAGCACUGUACUUGCUCCUAUGGCUAUACAGCCGUGCAGGGCUGUGUGGAUGAGAGGUGCACGGAGACUGGGGGCACAACCAAAACACUCUUGGAUGCUUUGUAUAUGGCUGUGAUAACAUACGCCGGACACCAAUCUGGGUCGAUUGGCUCGGUAUUGAUGGUCUUGGGCGUCGUAGCUUUCUUCAAUGUGAUCUCUGCUGUUGCAGAAGUCAUUGCCGGCUAUCAGCGCUAUCACAAGAACAGGCUACGUUUGUCGCGUCUGGGGUUCAAGCACAUCGAUCGUGAUGGGACUGGACUGAUCAACCAAACGGAGUUUCAGGUGUACAUGCUUCUCCGGCAAGGGCGGGUGACACCCGCCCAGCUGCGACAUCUUGAUCGGCUCUUUGAUUGUAUGGAUCGCGACAAGACGGGGAGGUUGUCCUAUCAGGAAAUAAGGGACGGAUUAAUGGAUGUCGACUUGGAGUAG